AUGGCUCAUCUGAGCACUCUCAUCCUUGAGCAGGUUGUAGGACAAGACCUCUUAGCUGUUGAGAUGGCUGAAGAGCGCUGUCAGGCAUAUAACAUACCAUUUAUUCGUAUAAGCCCAAAAGGAAUCAAAGAGCGUAUCGAUCAAAUCGACGACAGCAAGCUUAUGGAUAUGAUUUGGACAACCCUAAUGUGGCUGGUACGUGGAGCUCCAGAACUGAGAUUGGAGAGAGUUGGGGUAAAGCUGGGCGGGAUGGGGGAUGAAAUUGAAAGCAGAAGUAGUUUGUAA
Molecule: messenger RNA, 285 nt
Organism: Cylicostephanus goldi
Lineage: Eukaryota; Metazoa; Nematoda; Chromadorea; Rhabditida; Strongylidae
Source: the annotation of a GenBank genome assembly